This is a messenger RNA of Hipposideros armiger (great roundleaf bat), 2589 nucleotides long. RefSeq names its product ankyrin repeat domain 10 (gene ANKRD10). The record is from RefSeq and is a predicted model, not a curated record. Bases 175 to 1434 code for a protein of 419 amino acids. Gene Ontology annotation, molecular function: protein binding. The transcript is spliced from 6 exons. NCBI's taxonomy places the organism in Eukaryota, Metazoa, Chordata, Mammalia, Chiroptera, Hipposideridae.
AGGCCCCGCCCCCGAUCCCGCCCCCCGGCGCGCGCUCUGUUCGGCAGCCGGUGGGACGCGGCGGCGACGGUGGUGGCGCUGCUCUAGCUCCUUUGUGCUCGGGUGGCGGCGGCCUCUCGUGUCCUCACCGCACGUUCUCUCUGCCCGCCAGUUCGCGCUCUUCGGUGACGGACCAUGGCGGCGGGAGUGGGCCCGGGCGUGGAAGCCGGCUUCUCGAGCGAGGAGCUGUUGUCGCUCCGCUUCCCGCUGCACCGCGCCUGCCGCGACGGGGACCUGGCCGCGCUCUGCUCGCUGCUGCAGCAGACGCCGCGCGACCAUCUGGCCGCCGAGGACUCCUUCUACGGCUGGACACCGGUGCACUGGGCCGCGCACUUCGGCAAGUUGGAGUGCUUAAUACAGUUGGUCAGAGCUGGAGCCACGCUUGAUGUCUCCACUACGCGUUAUGCACAGACCCCAGCCCAUAUUGCUGCUUUCGGGGGACAUCCUCAGUGCCUCAUCUGGUUGAUUCAAGCAGGAGCCAGCAUUAAUACACCGGACUGUGAGGGCGAGACUCCCAUUCACAAGGCAGCUCGCUCUGGGAGCCUAGACUGCAUCAGUGCCCUGGUGGCUAACGGGGCUCACAUCCACCUGAGAAAUGCCAGUGGCCUGACAGCAGCAGACAUUGCUCAAACCCAGGGUUUCCAAGAAUGUACCCAGUUUCUCUUGAACCUCCAGAAUUGUCAUCUGAACCGUUUCUAUAAUAAUGGCACCUUAAAUGGGGGCCAUCAGAAUAUAUUUCCCAAUCAUGUUAGUGUGGGAACAAAUCGCAAGAGAUGCUUGGAAGAUUUGGAACCCUUUGGAGUGAAGAAAGCUAGAACCGAAGCUCAAAGCUUGGAUUACUCCAUGCCACUAGUGAACGGCGAGGUGGAAGAUGAUGCUGACAAAAUGCACGUCGAUAGAGAGUUUGCUGUUGUAACAGAUAUGAAAAACAGUAGCUCCGUAUCGAAUACAUUGACAAAUGGAUGUGUCAUCAAUGGACAUUUGGACUUCCCUUCCACGACACAGCUCAAUGGGAUGGAAAGCAGGAAUGACCAGUGCUUAACAGGAUCUAAUGGAAUUAGCAAUGGAUUAGUUCCAGGACCAGCAUUUUCGAGUAGCCAGGGUUCUCUGUGUGUUAAUGGGUCUGAGGAGCCAGAAAAGCCCAUGAGUGUUAACCCUGAGAUGUGCGGUUCUCUGCACCUGAAUGGAAGUCCAAGUAGCUGCAUAGCUAACAGACCUUCCUGGGUGGACGAUAUUGGGGAAAAUUUGCACUAUGGACAUUACCACGGGUUUGGGGACACUGCCGAAAGCAUCCCUGAGCUUAAUAGUGUAAUAGAGCAUUCCAAUUCUGUGAAGGUGGAAGAAAGAUAUGACAGUGCCAUCUUGGGCACCAUGCACCUUUACCAUGGCUCCUAAAAGACGAGUGGUCAGGCUCUGUCUGUCUGGACGCAUUAAUCCUUCCUAGUAACCAACUCAGAAUGCUAAUGUAGCAUCAACUUAGAGGAAUGCCACAACUUGUCCUAUUUUUUUAUACUUUAGCUUUCUGAAAAAGUGAACUUGUAUUUGACAAGUUCCUCGUGAGUCCUAGUGAAUGCACUGUAGGGCUUAUUUAGUGCAUAAGCGUUUCUUCCACAGGAUAGUGGGCCUCUUACACGAUGCACUUUGGAAUUUAAUUUUUCUGCUGCCAGUCUCAAUGUUUUGAAUCCUGUUACCAUAAGUUGCCAUUUUUCCUUUUGUCAAAUUAUAUCUGAUGAAGAUAAAUUGGAGGCAGGAAAUGAGGUGCCUGGUAAUUUAACUCUUUGCACAUGGGCAUCAUUUUGAAAAGCUUGCUUUUACUCAUUCCUGUUGAGUUUUUCACAGAGACAGCUAUUUCCCUAUGCAAGGUCCAGCCUUACAAAGAUUACUUGCAGUGAUUUGUAUGAAGAGAAGAACAUUUGUCUUUUUCAAAGUCUUUUCCUUGAAACUUUGCAACUUGCCAUAUGGUGAAGGUUUUACCUGUAGACACACACAGUGGUUUGGGGGCAUAAGUGGUCUCCCUUCUUUAAUGAUAUAACUCACCCCCUGAAUUUCAUUGAAAACACAUGCAGCCUGGGACUGACUGCUGAUUGUUUUUAUUACACAUUUGUUACUUUGUCUCUAGAAUUUUUACCACAGAUAACGGUUUCCUUUAUAUGUAGUGGAAGUUACUAUUUGUAGGAACUGUCAGGUCAAAAUAUUUAACUGACUAUUCUGACUUAUAUUUUCUUUUUUUCCUUGUUUUUGUUUUUUGGGGGUUUUCUGCUUUAAAAUAUAUACCACUAUGUAUAUCCAGUUAACUGAGAGGAUUUUGACUCUCUCUUAAUAAAACUGCAUUAAGUUUAUGGUUUUAUAGAAAUUAGCUUUUGUUUAGGUGACUGACUAGUGGUUACACUGUGCAAAUAUUGUAAUAAAUUUUUACUUUUCUGAUUUUUGUAAUAAAAAUUGGUGACUAUAGAGAAAAUGUCAAAUGAACAAACCAAUGUUAUAAGAGUGUUACUAACAUUUUGUUUUUAAACUGUCCUUUACAAAUUGAAUAAAAACACUCACACAUGA